Scomber scombrus (Atlantic mackerel) is the source of this 967-nucleotide messenger RNA. RefSeq names its product PAXIP1 associated glutamate-rich protein 1 (gene pagr1). NCBI's taxonomy places the organism in Eukaryota, Metazoa, Chordata, Actinopteri, Scombriformes, Scombridae. The transcript is spliced from 4 exons. Bases 1 to 828 code for a protein of 275 amino acids. The record is from RefSeq and is a predicted model, not a curated record.
AUGCAGACUGAAGCCACUGACUCGACCCUGAGAGAGGGCAUAGAGGCUCUGGGUGUGAAGGACACAGAAAAACCUGCUGCUGGCACUGAGGAAGAGGGCAACACAGAAAUACAGGACACUGAGAUGACAGCUGAAACUGAGGAAGAAUCAGCAAACAAGGAGGACAAAGAUGGAGACACAGAUGCAGUGGAAGGAGAUGAACACAAAGAGGAACCUAAGGCGGAUGCGGUUAUCGGCUGCGAGGAGGGAAAGCAGGCAACAGAAGUGGACGGCGAAUGGGAGCUGGCAUACAGCGACGAAGAAAUGGAGGACCCCAAAAACUGGAUGCCUCCUCCUGCUGAGAUCAAAAGACUAUAUGAGAUCCUUGCUAAAGGGGAGAUGCUGGAAUUGAACUUUUUGCCCCUUCCAAGGAGGCCGCCCACACCUGAACAUACCCCCUCACCCGAAAGAGAUGACGAGGACGAUGAGACGGAGGAAAGGGAGAGGAAGGACAGGGAGCACAAGCCUCUAUCUCCAACUGAGUUUGACUUUGAUGAGGAGCAAACGCAAGCCACUCCAAAAAAUUCCUUCAUCAACAGACGCAGAACACCAGGAUCCUCGGCUCGCGCUUCUGUCAAACGGGAAGCCCGGCUGGAUAAAGUACUCUCGGACAUGAAGCGACACCGCAAAAUUGAGGAGCACAUCAUGCGCACAGGGCGAGAUCUCUUCAAGAGCGAGAAGAAGCUGGAGGAGGCCCUGUCUCCUAACAGUCAGAAGGAGCGGGAGAAGGAGAGGGAACGAGACAGCAACCCCAAUACUAUCUUCUCCCCAAGACAGAGGAGAUACUGAAGUAUUAAAAGAAAUGAGGACUUGCCCAGAGGCAAAAAGAGCUUUCCGACGCUUUCUCAAAACUUGAAUUUUUUAUGUAACGAGUUUUGUAUGUUUUCUAUGUGUGUUUUGUAUGAUGGCAAUAAACAUUUUAACCCUG